AUAGGACAGAGCUGACGUCAGAAAGCUGGGAGACAGGAGUGUGUGAUUUUUGUCUUGGAAGUAACAAGGCGAAGAGCAGGAUUCGUUGGCUCUUGUAAGUCUUUUGCAAAGCGAAAUAGAGUUGGGUUAUGGCAUUGGUGAAAAGUGGCUGGCUGCUUCGGCAAAGUACUAUACUACGGCGUUGGAAGAAAAACUGGUUCGAUCUGUGGUCACAUGGUUUCUUACUUUUUUAUGAUGACCACCAUCGGCGGGAUCUUGAAGACAGAAUUCACAUGAAAAUUGAUUGCAUCAAUAUCAAAGUGGGAAAUGAAUGUAGAGGGUUGCAGCCUCCUGAGGGGAAGUCUAGAGACUGUUUGCUGCAGAUUGUCUGUCGUGAUGGGAAGGUGCUCAACGUCUGUGCGGAAAGUGCUGAUGACUGCUUGGCUUGGAAAAUUGCUCUCCAAGACUCUAGAACAAAUGGGGCCUAUCUCGGUUCUGAAGUGAUGUGCGAUGACUCUACAAUUUCUUCAGCUCCCCCUCCAUAUACAGCUUAUGCCACACCAUCACCUGAGGUUUAUGGCUACCCACAAUACAGUGGUGCUUAUCCACCUCCAGGGACUCAGGUCAUCUUUACUUCCAAUGGACAGACAUAUGCCAUUCCUUACCAAUAUCCAAACCAAGGACCACCUGCAAACCAUGUCAUUAUUCGAGAACGGUACCGGGACAGUGAUGGAGACCUUGCCCUUGGCAUGCUUGCUGGAGCAGCAACAGGAAUGGCCCUGGGCUCAUUGUUCUGGGUAUUCUAGGUUUCUCUGGAGCCAUAAAGGGAGGAAGAUCCAAAACCUUUUAUUUAUUCUGUGUAUAAUAAUUAUAUAUUUUCAAGUACUCCUGUUUAAUCUACAGAUUUUUAAUAAGUUCUAGUAAUACUUUGCUAGCAACCAACGAGAACUGUAGUUGACUAAGUCUUAAUUGCCUCAACGGUUCCUGGUUAGUUAAAUUUGUGAUUGAAUACAUUGAUCAGUAAAUUGCAGUAAUAUCAAUGAAGAAUUACUAAUGAAGGAUAAAUGGCAACACUUGACUGAUUUUUAUAGUCCAAAAGUAGCCAUCUUUGUUAAGUCAUGUUGGCUGCAGGCUUGGAAUGGUAACUGCAAAAUAAGGCAGAAUGACGAUAGGAAAUAUAUGGUGUACGUUGGACUCCUGAUUAUUUGAAUUAGACACUGUUUUGCUACCUCUUGAAUAGAGAUGGUGGCUCUGUAGACACUCCAUGGAAAAUUUGAUGUUUUCGAUAUUCUAAAGGCGUUAACAUUUCUAUAGCUGGUUAGGUUGAGAAAAAUUGCAAACUUAACAGCAUAUAUUGCUUUACUGUGCAAACUCUGGCAAAAUUCUAAACAAAGAAGCUUGCAGCUGUUCCUUGAAAAGUAAUAACAUCUUUGCUUGGAAAAGGGAAGAAAACUUUGCCACAAUAAUUUCAGUUUACUAGAAGUCUUAGCUCAGUUUAGUUCCUUGUGUAUCAAUGACUGAGCUCCAUUUCAAAUGGGAUCCUUCUGACUUGGUCUUCUUUGCUAGGACAGGCAGUAUCUUCUGGUAACUUGGUUCAGUCUGCAUGUGAAAACCCAAUCCUACAAAGAUACAUAAUUAAAGGUCUGUAGUCAUGUAGUCAUUUUUUAAAAAAAACUUUACUUGUAGAGUGGAAGUUUACACAAAACAUCUCCCCACAUUUCAUCUGCAGCUGCAAACAAGGUUAUUUGCUUUUGUUGGUGUAGCACAAUGAAAUCUGUUCUCAAUCAUUAAGAUGUUGUUCUAGUAAUGUCUGAUCUUGCAUAGUGUUCUAUUUGAGUUUCUUCACUUUCUGCUUUUGAUGCAUACAACUCUGUAUCAGUAUCAGGAUGGAGCAAGCUCUCAUUAGAACAUGAUUAGCUUCAGUGGAGUAGGGUGCCAAAGCUUUAUUCUUAGGAUUUUUAAAAUUUUUAUAUAUUCAUUUGCGUGUAUAUCCUAUUAAAAUCUGAGAUGUAGUUAAGACUCUUCAAAAUACUUGUGUUGUGCUCUGAAUCAAACAUUUACAGCAGUGUAAGGAAGGCUUUGGUAUAGUCAUUAGUCAAAACAGUAAAGAUUAAUGCAAUUGUAUUUUGUUCUCAAUGAAUUAGGGAUAAUGUGCUUACAUGGCUUGGCAAAAGUGAUGCAAGUCUUCCCUUGAAUGAAACAUAUACUGCUGUUUUGCCUUGGGAAGGGUAGACAGUGAUGAGAAACCAUAGUCACAUCCAACACCUGAAUUUGAAAGUCUGUUGAGAUGCUUAUUCCUAUAAAUAGGUUGCUCAGCAGUCUAGAACAAAUGAACAGUACUGUGAACGGAAAGAAAUCCGAACUGAAGGUAUUUAGUGUUUCAUAAGUGUGUGGCCCUCAUUAUUAAUUCCUGUGCAAUUAUACCUGAAGCUUUUGAAUCACUGAAACUAGCAGGGGAGUUCUGAGCAGAGAUAUGCCCUUCUAAAACCAGUGGCUUCAGUUGAUUUAGAAGGAUAUAAUUCUGCUAAGGAUCAUAUUGUACCCCUGUGAUAUAGGCAGGCUUAGCUUCUGCUCUGAUUUACACUUUGUCAAGAGCAAUUUUUUAAAAGAACCCCUUAUCUUUAGUGCUGCUCUGUAUAGGUGUCUAGAAAUAUCCAAAAUUGUUUCUAUGUAUUUGUAUUUGAUCAUGAAAAUGGAAAUAAAUGUAGCAUUCGAACUGCUGGUAAACUUGAAAAUUAUGACAUGCCCCUUAUCAAAAGUCAAUACGAGUCUUUCAGACCGAAUGUGUCUGAUUUUCAUUUGCAGGUGGAGAACAAGGAAACAAUUCUUCUGCGUCAUUUUAAUUAUGUAAUCAUUGCUGUGUUCUAAUAUGUUUUGUUUUGUACAGAUGCAUUUUUGUAGAUUACUGUUAUCAUUAUGGAUGCCACCUUGAGCACAGGAAAGCAGGGUACAAAUUUUCCAGUAAAUAUAAAUAAAACUCACAUUUAAUUCUCA
Sphaerodactylus townsendi is the source of this 2973-nucleotide messenger RNA. It is a transcript of the gene PLEKHB2, whose product is annotated as pleckstrin homology domain containing B2. The record is from RefSeq and is a predicted model, not a curated record. Gene Ontology annotation, biological process: regulation of cell differentiation. Gene Ontology annotation, cellular component: membrane. Lineage: Eukaryota; Metazoa; Chordata; Lepidosauria; Squamata; Sphaerodactylidae. Bases 129 to 785 code for a protein of 218 amino acids. The transcript has 8 exons.